This is a messenger RNA of Engraulis encrasicolus (European anchovy), 1539 nucleotides long. Its product is annotated as cytochrome P450 2D14-like. Gene Ontology annotation, cellular component: cytoplasm; intracellular membrane-bounded organelle. Gene Ontology annotation, biological process: xenobiotic metabolic process. The transcript has 9 exons. The coding region runs from base 1 to 1533 and encodes 510 amino acids. The record is from RefSeq and is a predicted model, not a curated record. NCBI's taxonomy places the organism in Eukaryota, Metazoa, Chordata, Actinopteri, Clupeiformes, Engraulidae. Gene Ontology annotation, molecular function: oxidoreductase activity, acting on paired donors, with incorporation or reduction of molecular oxygen, reduced flavin or flavoprotein as one donor, and incorporation of one atom of oxygen; heme binding; iron ion binding.
AUGGCGGUGUGGGGUUCCGUAGAGCAUGUCCUGGGUUCUGCUGUGUUCCUGGGCCUGUGUGCUGCCCUGCUGGUUCUGCUGUUGUUACUGGUGACCCCCCAGCGCCGGCCCGGCUUCCCCCCCGGCCCCCCCGCACUCCCGUUGCUAGGCAACCUGCUGCACCUGAGCAUGAAGGACCCCAUGCCAGACCUGGAGAAGAUUGCCGGUCGCUACGGUAACGUGUACAGCCUGUUCCUGGGCAACAAGCCGGUGGUGAUGCUGCACGGGCUCCAGGCGGUGAGGGAGGCGCUGGUCACGCAGGCCGCAGACUUCGCAGGACGCCCUCAGGGACUCAUGCUCAACCACGUCACCGACUCCAAAGGGCUGAUCAUGGCUGACUAUGGUGCGGUGUGGAAGGAGCAUCGACGCUUCACUCUGAACUCCAUGCGGAACUUUGGGUUGGGCAAGGUCUCCAUGGAAACGAGGAUACUGGCGGAGACCGCUCACAUCUGCUCACACCUGGACAAGCUAAACGGUGCUGCAGUCGACCCUCAUGAGCUGAUCCACAGCGCUGCCUCCAACAUCAUCUGCUCGGUGCUGUUUGGGACGCGCUACGAGUACGAUGACAAGACCCUGGCCUUCUUCAUCAGCAGCUUCAAGGAGAACGCCCGCGUGGCCAACGGAGCCUGGGCCGUGAUCUACGACACUCUGCCGUUCGUGAGGCGUCUGCCGCUGCCCUUCCAGAAGGUGUUCCGGAACUACGCGGCGCUGAAGAAGAUGACGCGCGGUAUCGUCAACAAGCACAAGAUGACCCGAAUACCAGGGGAGCCCCGAGACCUGAUAGACUGCUACCUAGACGACAUGCACAAGAAGAGUGCUAUGGUGUCCAGUCUGGAUGAGGAGCGGCUGGUGAUGCUGCUGCUGGAUCUGCACUUUGCCGGGACCGACACCAGCUCCAAUACCAUACUCAGCGCACUACUGUACCUCACCACAUACAGAGACGCACAGGUGCUGUGUCAGCAGGAGAUCGACUCGGUGCUCGGCGACCGACCCCAUGUCUCCUACGACGACCGACACCAGAUGCCUUUCGUCAUGGCAACCAUCCACGAGAUCCAGCGUGUGGCCAACAUCGCCCCACUAGGGGUCUUCCAUUCCACCACCAGGGGCACCACGCUCAUGGGAUACCACAUACCACAGGGCACUAUGGUGGUGACCAAUCUGACGUCAGUGCUGUUCGAGGAGAGCCAAUGGGAGCACCCACAUGACUUUUACCCCACCCACUUCCUGGACAGCAGGGGCGAAUUUGUCAAGCCUGAAGCUUUCCUGGCCUUCUCAGCAGGUCCGCGUGUGUGUCUGGGAGAGUCUCUGGCGCGUAUGGAACUGUUCCUCAUCCUGGUGACGCUGCUGCGUAGAUUCCAGUUCGUGUGGCCGCGCGGCAGCAUGAAGCCCGACAUGAGGCCCGUGUUCGGGGGAAUACAGUCGCCCCAAGCAUACAGCCUUGAGGCACACCCACGCAGAGCCAGCCAGAGGAGAUGUAGCUAUAUUAGUAUUUGAAUACAG